AUGGACACCCCCGGGCCGGCCCCGAUGGCGGCGCCGCUGCUGCUCUGGGUGGUUCUGCUGCGCUGGGCCAGCGGCGGGGGCUUCACCCGGGCGGGCAGGACCUGGCAGCACUGCACAGACCUGCGCCCGCUGGACGUGCUGUCGGAGGCGGUGCCGCCCGGGGCGCUGGCCCGGGGCAUGCGGGUCCUGCAGGUGCAGGGGCUGCGGGGGUUGCAGCUCUCGGCGUCGCGGCCCCGCGCCCUGGCCUUCCCCGCCUCGCGGCUCUUCAUCCACUGCGACCGCUUCCCCGAGGAGUUCUCCAUCAUCGUCACCCUUCGGGCGCUGCGCCGCCCCGCCAAGAGGAACGAGUACAUCUUCACGCUGAUGGUGGAGGAGAGCCCCGGCGUGCUGGUGGGGAUGCGCUACGCCCCCGACAAGCUGCACUUCAUGUUCUGGAGCCAGGAGCGCGCCGGGGGAUGGCAGAGCCGCGUCACCUUCCCCAACGUGUCCCUCUCCGACAGCCGCUGGCACACGCUCGUCCUGGCCGUGUCCGGACAGUCCUUCUCCUUGACGGUGGAUUGCAGCGUGCCCAAGGACGUGGUGGUGGAGACCCCAUUUCCAGCCUCGCUGUCGGUGAGGAGAGCCAGCUUCUACCUGGGCAACAGGAGGAGGAGGAAAGGCGUGUUCACGGGCUUGCUGAGGCAGCUUGUGCUGCUGCCAGGAGCUGAUGCCACCCCCCGGAUGUGCCACGGCCUGAACUUCAAAGUGGCAACGCUCUCUGUGCCCAGUGUCCUCCAGGAUGUCCCUGCAAAGGCAGUGAGCAACGAGGUGCUCAAAUACCCCUACGAGACUGACAUGAAAGUGACCCUGGGGGCCCGGCCCCGCUGCUCCAAGCAGGAGAAGGCUCAGUUCUGGUUCAACGCCUCCCGGCGAGGGCUCUACCUGUGCAACGGCAGCACCUGGCUCUCCAUGCUGGAAGUCCAACCCAGGCUGGACUACGUGGAGGAGCACCAGAAGCUGGUGACCAACUCAGAGACCAUGGGCGUUGAGGUGUUCACUAUCCCCAGGCUGGGGCUGUUUGCAGCCACGGCCAACAGGCUGACACCCCCGGGGUCAGCCAUCUACAGGUGGACUGACGGCAAGUUUGUGCACUACCAGAACAUCCCCACGCACCAGGCACAGUCCUGGAAGUAUUUCACCAUUGGGAAGAAGAUCUUCCUGGCAGUGGCCAAUUUUGAGCAGAACGAGAGGGGCCAGGAGUUCUCAGUGAUUUUCAAGUGGAGCCGCAGGAAGGCGAAGUUCCUGGCGUACCAGAGGAUCAGCACGCACAGUGCCCGCGACUGGGAGGCCUUUGUCAUCCAGGGAGAGGCUUUCCUGGCUGUGGUCAACCACAGGGAAGGGAACAACCACAACAUAGACAGUGUGAUAUACAGGUGGAACCCCAGGACAGGGCUGUUUGAAACCAACCAGACCAUUCCUACCUCUGGAGCCUACGACUGGGAGUUCUUCACCAUUGGGCCAUAUUCCUUCCUGGCUGUGGCCAACACAUUCAAUGGCACCUCCACCAGGAUCUACUCACACAUCUACAUCUGGCUCAGGGGCUCCUUCCAGCUCUUCCAGUCCAUCCUGACGUUUGGUGCAGCUGACUGGGAGGUUUUCCACAUUGGGGACAGAGUGUUCCUGGCUGUGGCCAACAGCCACAGCUAUGACAGCGGGAUGCCAGCACCCUCCAACUUCUAUGCCAUCAACUCCUCCAUCUAUGAGCUGAACGUCACAGCCCAGAUGUUUGUUAAAUUCCAGGACCUUCUCACCUACAGUGCCCUGGAUUGGGAGUUCUUCUCGGUGGGAGAUGACUCUUUCCUGGUGGUGGCCAACUCCUUCGAUGGCUUCACCUUCUCUGUCAACAGCAUCAUCUACAGGUGGCAGGGCUACGAGGGCUUCGUGGCAGCGCACCAGCUGCCCACGGUGGGCUGCCGGGACUGGGAGGCGUUCCACACCGCCGAGGGCUCCUUCCUGCUCUACUCCAGCGCCAGGGAGCCGCUCUCCAAGGUGCUCAGGCUGAAAACCACCUGA
Molecule: messenger RNA, 2052 nt
Organism: Melospiza georgiana
Lineage: Eukaryota; Metazoa; Chordata; Aves; Passeriformes; Passerellidae
Gene: TSPEAR
Product: thrombospondin type laminin G domain and EAR repeats
Exons: 12
Coding region: 1-2052 (683 amino acids)
Biological process (GO): signal transduction
Source: RefSeq, a predicted model, not a curated record